Hevea brasiliensis (rubber tree) is the source of this 1646-nucleotide messenger RNA. RefSeq lists its product as uncharacterized. The record is from RefSeq and is a predicted model, not a curated record. The transcript has 3 exons. Bases 134 to 1192 code for a protein of 352 amino acids. Lineage: Eukaryota; Viridiplantae; Streptophyta; Magnoliopsida; Malpighiales; Euphorbiaceae. Gene Ontology annotation, molecular function: zinc ion binding; nucleic acid binding.
AGUAAUUCUCACGCUCAUUUCACCACCGCGUGCAAACAACUUACCACAUAAUUGCUUCUAGCCACAGAGGCCACUGUCCAAGCGCACAAGGGCUUCUCUUUCUCUACCUCAAAUUUUUAUCUCUGUAAUUCCCAUGGAAUUCAAAUUUCGAGCUGUAGACGGCAAACCGCCAACGUUAUUCUCUUCGUCAUCGACUCUCGGAUACUUUUCCGAAGAAGCAUUUCGAGCAAACUAUCCAAACAUUGAUCCGAGACAAAACCCCGAGCUAAUGCGAAACCAAACGCUCCAGUGCGAAAUCGAGAAGCAGCGUAUCAGAGAAGAGAUAAUCGCAAAGGAAAUCGCACGGCGGCGGGUACUCGAAGCCGAGGUGAGGAGAGAGCUGAUGAUGGAGAGAGAAAUGGCAAUGCGAGUAGGAAUCAGGGACGGAGGCCUGUCUUCUGAGGAAAGACUGACAAUGCGGCUUGAACAGGGAGCUUGGUUCCCUUGCGUGAACCAAUUUGACAAUCGCCGGCUCGAAGAUCGAUCAGCAUUUCAUGGUCAUGGCGUGUUCGAUCAAUGGCCAAGGUUAUCAGAAGCUUUGGUGUUGCCUGAUGUUAAGCCAGUUUCAGAAGAUAAUAAGGAUAAACUAAUAGUACUGGCUAAGCCAAAUUCAAAUCUUUGUGGGGCAAAGCGGAAGGCUGCAACACCACCUGAACAAGGUGCUGUUGGGCUCCCUGACGCUGGUUUGAAGAAGAUACCCAAGGAAGAGUGGAACUGUACUCUUUGUAAUGUUAGCGCUACAAGUGAAAGAGGUUUGAAUGAACACCUUCAAGGCAAGAGGCACAAGGCUAAGGAAGCAAGAUUGAGAGCAAAUAGGGUGGCCAAAAACUUAAGUCCUAUACCGUUUCCAAAGAAAACUGCAAAACCAGCUAAUCUCACUACCAGUAUUGCAGGCUCAGAACUAGAGGCAAAAGUUGAAGGGGAAUUACUUGAAGUUGAAAAAGCUAAUGAUGAUACAGACAAGAAAAGAGAGAACAAACAAGAUUCAGGGAAUGCAAAUGAUAAGCUGCAAAAAUGUACAUACAGAAAAUUUGAAGAGAAAAGGGGCAGGGAAAUUGCAGAGGAGAGGACAGCAGAAUUUAGGAAGAAGAAACAAUUCAAGUUCUGGUGUGAAAUGUGUCAGAUUGGUGCCUACUCUGCAGUGGUAAUGUAGGAUAAUGAAAAUGUGAAGAAGCAGAAAUUUCAGCUGCAGCAGCUUCAUCAAAACGGAGAAGCUGUCCCAGCCAUCACUACAAUGGUAUCAUCUAAAGCUGGCGAGAAGGCAAAGGAUAGAGAAGCUGUGACUGUAGAAGCAAAUGAGAAGAAGACGGGAAAUGCCAACUAUAAAGAAAAAACAACAGAAACUGUUGCAGGCAAUGACAAGAUAAUAGAAAAUGGGCCGCAGAUGAUGAGAGAUCAGGAUAAUCUUCAAUUUCAAGUCAAUAAGCAAAAUUGAACCACCCUCGUUGUUUGGGAAGGUAUCCUCUAGACAUGGACGUGAAGUUCAAGGUUACAUUUUCCGUUUCUUGUUUGUUAAGUAACUUUUACUUAAAACCUUGCAUCUGAAAUGGAGCCAGCAACAAUAGAUCUUUUAGAAUUGGAAAUUGGACGUGUCUUGAUUAAAAUUA